AUGAACAACUCAAACCCAAAAUCUGUGAAAGUUUUAUAUAGUGAUGAGUCACAGUUUCCCCAUCAAAUAUCUAUGUUUCUCCACUGGGAUAGGGAAAAUGAGAGAAAUAAUGAAUUAAUUUUGGGAAAAUUUGUGGUUCAGAUAUUUCCUAUCAAGAAAAGAAAAAAAAAUGAUUUUGAUAAAUUAAUUCUCUUCUUUGGUUUGGGUUCAAAGAUGAAACACUUUUAUUAUCAUAAUCACCAAGCGAAUCCAAGAGGAAAAGUUUUUAUCGACUUCGUUGUUAAACAACUUCCUACAACAACCACUAAAUAA
This is a messenger RNA of Clunio marinus, 312 nucleotides long. The record is from the annotation of a GenBank genome assembly. NCBI's taxonomy places the organism in Eukaryota, Metazoa, Arthropoda, Insecta, Diptera, Chironomidae.